This is a messenger RNA of Acanthosepion pharaonis, 1524 nucleotides long. The record is from the annotation of a GenBank genome assembly. Lineage: Eukaryota; Metazoa; Mollusca; Cephalopoda; Sepiida; Sepiidae.
AUGGAGGCGUCUGCCAGUAAUGACUCUUGGGAAGAUGAAGCUAAUUCAGACAGAGCUGCUUCCAGUGAUGAAAGUGAACAAGAUGAAGGCUUAUCUGACAGAGAUGAUGGGGAGGUUGAGGAUGUUCCUCUAAUACCUGAUGUUCCCCCACCCAGAGAAGAACCCCCUGCAGAAUCAGCCUGGGAAAGAGGUUUACGUUAUGCAAAAGAGGACCGAGAACGUGAACGAGAACGCCAUCCUGCUCUGCUGCCCCAACGAGAGGUUCAACGACAACCAUAUGGCUCUCCUAUUGAGAGAAUGGACCGAAUGGACAGAUCCGAUAGAAUGGAUCGGAUGGAUAGAAUGGAUCGAAUGGAAAGAAUCGAUAGAAUGGACCGAUCCUCCUCCUUCACCUCCUACACAAGUCGAUCGUCUUACAGCCGUUCAUCAUCUUUCUCGUCACGUAGGCCAAAUAGGCGAAGUUGGAGUGGAAGUUCAAGUGGCAGCAGCCUCUCACAUUCACCAUCUCGAUCUCAUUCCUUAUCACGCUCCAGAUCACGAUCCCAGAGCCGGUCGUCGUCAUCAUCAUCCUUCUCACGUUCCCCCAGUGCCAGCAGUAUCAGCUCCUUCAGUAGCACGGGUUCUUCCACAUCCAGUGGCAGUGCUGACUCGGAGCAUUUGUAUCGUGACAUUGCUAGUCCUGCAAGCUCACGUGGCAAGUCACCUUCUCACAGACCUAAAGAUAAAGAAAGAGGGCGCCAGAAACCAGUCCGCAGCAAACCAUCAAGUAGUCAAGCUUCAUCUAAGCCUCAUUCUAUGCCACCAUUACCAUUACCAUCAAAACCUCCCAAACCUGACAGUCGACAAGUCAGUCAGCAGCCACCCCAUCACCAUCACCAUCAUCAUCACCACCACCAUCACACAUCUGCUGAUUCUUCAGUUACAAGAACUGUCAGCACAGGCCCACCUGGUGGAACAUCAGUACUAUCCAGCAAAACUAAGGAUCCUUUGAAGUUAGUUGGGCAAAAGUCCAACAUUAAGCUAACUCUCAUCAGUAAGCCUUCAGAAAAGGAAUCUCCUGCUCAGAGCAGAAAGAGGCCAGCUGAAUCAAAUCUGACGUCCUCGAACAAGAGACAGGCUCUACUUCCAAAUGUUGCCAAACCUUCUGAUAAAUCCAUGAAAGUUACUUCAAACCGGACAGACAAAGCAGACAUUUCUCUACCUCGAAUGAAAUCUGCACCUCUUUCUCAAUCUACAACCCUGCCAGCUCCAUCAAGUCCUCCACCAAAAGUUCCAAGCAAAGGUUUGCUCUCGGCGGCCAAGGCCAGUGGAAUGGCCAGACCAGGACCAGGCUCUGCCGGGGCCAUGGCUGCUGGAGCAGUCACUUCUGCUUCAAGCUCAGCAAAUGCUGGGGCAUCUACCACACCCUCUGGUACUGCCACAGCAAAACCCAAAAAGAGUACAUCCUCUCGAAGAGAGGAACUUCUCAAGCAGCUCAAAGCUGUAGAAGAUGCCAUUGCACGCAAGAGGGCCAAGAUGAAUUGA